Molecule: messenger RNA, 2244 nt
Organism: Physella acuta
Lineage: Eukaryota; Metazoa; Mollusca; Gastropoda; Physidae
Product: putative ankyrin repeat protein RF_0381
Molecular function (GO): protein binding
Source: RefSeq, a predicted model, not a curated record
UCAAGAAUGGAUUUUUCUGACAAUGAAGGAAGAAGAAUUUCAAGAAAUUUACACGCCUCUAGUUCUAUGGAAGCUGAAACUGUAAACUUUGAUGAUGAGCUGGCUUUGUCUGAAGAGGAUCAAAGUAUGAUGCCUAUUACCACAGUUAAAGUAGACUGGCCUAAUCCAAUUCAUGAACAACAACCUUUGUGUCAACAGUUAAAUACAGACACAUCUGUUAAGAUUUCUGAUGGUAAUUCUUUACCUGUCCAUAUGGGGAAAGAAAAUAUUCCUUAUCAUGAUGUAGUGCAUGAUUUUUAUCGAGCAGUGGAUGAAGGUUCUUGUGACGCUAUAGAAAAAACAGUUUAUAAAUACAAUUUAGAUGUUGGUGUCGUCUUCACCAGCAAUUUUGAAUUUGUGAAACGCAAACACCAUGGGUGGACUGCAGCUCAUCUAGCAGCAUCACACGGGAAUGUCAAGGCCUUGCGGUUUUUGUUUGCCGAAGGCUGUGACAUAGAAUCUCUCACCCCAGAUGGGGAAACAGCCCUGCAUGUAGCAGCAAAGCAUGGGGCAGCUGAAGUUGUGGCCUACUUACUUGACUGUAAUGUAUUCCUGAGAGAUCGACCAAACAAACAAGGAAUAACAGCCUUAUUAAAAACUAUUUUUAAUUUCCAGCCCGCUUUUAAAGUUAAUUACCGGCGCUGUGUUGAUUUGUUGUUGGGUGCAGGGUGUAAUCCAAAUAUAUCAUCUUCUUCUAAAGUGAUGCCACUGCAUGUAGCUGUUGACAAGGGCGAUUUACAAUUAGUCAGGAGACUAAUCAUUGCUGGGGCAAAUGUAAAUGCCCUCUGCAGCCAUAAUACAAGCCCACUAUUGCGUGCAUUGAUUCUAAAAAACGUGAAUGCUGAAAUAGUGACUGAACUUUUACUUGCAGGAGCUGACACUUCUUUAAAAAUGAAUGGUAAAUCUACCCUUCACAUAGCAGUUUCAAGGUGUGAUGACCGUGUUAUAGAAACAUUCCUUCAAUGUGGUGCUAAUCCAAAUUGCCUGGACGCUUCGGGGAACACACCAUUAACACUGGCUGUGGAGGAGAAUAUCAUCAAAGUCGUCCCUAUCUUAGUUGCUGGAGGUGGAGAUGUAAACUACGCCAAAGCUCCACAAUGCAUUUCUCUUCUGUCUCAAGCUGUUUUAAACAGCUCACUGCCGAUGGUGAAACUGCUGCUUCAGUUGGGGGCGACGGUUCAUACAGAGACCUGUAUGUGGUCCACACCACUACACCACGCGGUAGAUCAACAAAACAUACCUAUUAUCAUGGAGCUGCUUAGAGCUAACUGUUCUCUUAAUUCUACCAGCAAUGCCAAAUAUUCACUACGACCUCUGACCCCUUUUCAGCUGGCAAUGGAGCUAGGCAAUGUAGAGAUUAUGUUUCUUUUGAUUCAAGUCGGAUGUAAGGUCCAGUGGUCGUGGUUAAGAGAAGACAGGCUGCCCCCAGCUCUGGCAUCUAAAGGAGAUGUUGUCAGGCAUAUCAACAAGUGUGUUUCCAAGAUUCCUUCUUUGCUGCACUUGAGUCGCAUUAGCUUACGAGAGCACCUGGGGGACAGGUUUGGCUCAGUGAUGACUUGGUUGCGUCAAGCUGCUGUUGUACCUAACAAAAUAGCUGACUACAUUGCACUGAAGGAUAUUCUUGAUUCGUAAGAUUAAUUGCACUUUAAUCAUUUUAAGUAAUAAUAAUAUAACUAAAAACUAAUAUAUUAUUAUAUAAACCUAAUUUUUGUCUUUUUUUUUCUUUGGAUCAUUUUUCAGUUUAAUUUCUAAUGAAAGUUAUGUCAAUAAAAAUGUGAUAAUUGGAACUAAUGAUCUAAUUAACCCAUUAAAUGUUGAGUACAUUAGUUUGUAAGACAUUCAAUGUCUUUCAGGUUUUUAUUAAGUGUUGAAAUUGAAUUGCUACACAUGAAAUCAUCAGAAUGUGAACAUAAAAUAUUAAAAAUUAAGAGACUAUCUAAAAAGGCUCUUAGCUAUCUUUAAUAAAAUAAAAUGCAAAACAUUGUAUACAGUUUUUAUUAAAUAUUUGGCUUUUGAAUAUACUGUUAUUCCUGAAUACACAAGGUAGUCUACAGGUUUUAAUAAUACUAUUCAUAUGAUACUAUGAACUUAUAUUCUUAAUCAGCUUCUUUGUUUUGUUACACCAGCCUUUAAGCUCAGGAUUGUUUAUCAUUAUUUCAAUUUUAUGUGUCUGCAACUAUAUGAAUCUGGGAUUAAUGUUAAUUU